GCGGUAUCGCAGAGUUGUGUCUGAUAAAGUCAGGAGGGGCAACUGGGUCUGUAAAAUGACAACUAAAGCCUCUUCUAUAGAACUUUGCUGUUCUGUGUGCUUUGGAAUAUUCACCGACCCGGUCUUGAUGCCAUGCAGCCACAGCUUCUGUACAGUCUGUCUCCAGCAGGGCUGUGAAGAGAAGAGCCCUUGGGAGUGUCCAGUAUGCAAGAGAGCGACUUCCAUGGACAAACAACCUCAGAACCUGGAUUUAAAGAACAUUGUGGAGUCUUAUGUUAAGCAGAAGCCUGAGGGUGAAGCUGAAGAGAAGAAUGACGCAUGCUGCAGUUUUCAUGGAGAGAAACUCUUGUUCUUCUGUGUGGAGGACGAGGAGCCUCUCUGUGUCGUGUGUCAGACUUCAAAAAACCACAUGAAACACCAGCUCUGUCCAGUGGAAAAGGCUACAUUAGAUCUGAAGGAGAAGCUCAAGGCUGCGCUGUAUCCUUUGAAAGAAAAGGUUGAGAGGUUCAUUGAUGCUAAACAAGAAUGUGAGAAGACAGCAGCACAUAUACGGAAUCAGGCCCAGUACACAGAAGAGCAGGUAAAGACACAGUUUGAGAAGCUCCGCCAGUUUCUGCAAGAUGAAGAGCAGGCCAGAAUAGCUGCGCUGAGGGAGGAAGAGCAGCAGAAGAGUCAGAUGAUGAAGGAGCAUAUUGAAAGCAUCACAAGACAAAUCUCCAUCCUCAAAGACAAAAUCACAACCAUAGAGAAUACAGUGGAUAGCAAAGACAUCCAUUUCUUGAAGACCUACAAGGACACCAAACAGAGAGCCCAGUGCACACUGCAUGAUCCAGAGCUGCUCUCUGGGGCACUGAUAGAUGUGGCCAAACACCUGGGCAACCUGAAGUUCAAAGUCUGGGAGAAGAUGCAGGAGAUGGUGCAGUACACUCCUGUGACUCUAGAUCCCAACACUGCAGCCCUCUGGCUCUUUCUUUCCAAUGGUUUAACCAGAGUGAGAGACACAGAGAGAAACCAGCAGAUUCCAGACAACCCAGAGAGGUUUUACCCCUGUGUUGGAGUGCUAGGGUCCGAGGGGUUUACCUCAGGAAAACACAGCUGGGAAGUGGAGGUGGGGAACAAACCCUCCUGGGAUGUGGGAGUGGUGAAAGAGUCCAUCAACAGGAAGGGGGCGAUUAAAUGCAGCCCAACAGAAGGAUUUUGGGUUGUAGCUCUAAGAAAAGGAGAGGGCUACAAAGCAGCAGGAGUUACCCAUCUUAAUCUGGAGAGGAAACUCCAGAGCAUCAGAGUGCAGCUGGACUAUGACAGGGGGAAGGUGUCCUUCUUCGACCCCAGUGACAUGUCACUCAUCUACACUUUUGAAGACUUGUUUACUGAGAAACUCUUCCCAUAUUUCAAUCCUGAUUUAUACACUGAUGGCAAUAAUCCUGGAGCCUUGCAAAUCUGCCCAGAGAGGGUGACCAUUGGAGUGAUGUCAUCCCAGCGAAUGUGUCCCAAACAGUGAUGUCAUCUAAGCAAAAGUGAUUGUAACAGAUUCUAAUGUGAUAUGAUUUCUGAGAUAAAACCGCUUUUGAUUUUCUUUUGCAUGUAGUCAUGUUGACAAAGCUGUAUUCAAUAUAGCAUUUGCAAGAAAAUCAUUAUUUACUUAUUUGUAAAUAUCUGUAAGUAAUCAGCUCAUGUGCUAAAAAAACACAUCGGCCUAUGUUAACAGUGUACAGUUAGGUAUGGAAGAUGUAAUGUUGGGAGGGUUCCAAAGACAUGGUUAAUAGCAGGAAAGCUGUGGAAAGACAAUGCAUUGUAAAUACGACAUUCUAAAAAAUAAACAUUAUUGGAUCAAAGAAAGGGGUGAAAUCAUUUGAUGCCUAAGAUUGGACGUAGAGUUUGUGCACAAUCUCCCAGCACAGCUUUAUAGCUGGAUUCUUCUUCAAGAAUUGGAUACCAUAAUUAGAUUAUGAAAACUCCUUGAAUCAAAUGGGUGUGAAUAAAUUUUGUGCUUGGUAAUUAUUUGCCUUGUCUUUCAACAAGCACUUCUUGUUCCAAAAUGGGGGGAUGUUUAAAGCCCUGUAAACACAGUUAUGCUUCAUACUUUCAUACCUUCUUAUGCAGGAAUACACAAGGGGUGUACUAUUCUACAUUUAUGCAUUUUGUUAAACUUUAU
Anguilla anguilla (European eel) is the source of this 2155-nucleotide messenger RNA. Its product is annotated as zinc-binding protein A33-like. The transcript has 6 exons. The record is from RefSeq and is a predicted model, not a curated record. NCBI's taxonomy places the organism in Eukaryota, Metazoa, Chordata, Actinopteri, Anguilliformes, Anguillidae. The coding region runs from base 56 to 1501 and encodes 481 amino acids. Gene Ontology annotation, molecular function: zinc ion binding; protein binding.